AUGCUCAUUAACCGUCUGCCAUGCUGGUCGCAUUGCUUGUCUCAUCCUCGCCUCUUCCUGCCUACAGAUGGGCCAGUCAUCCGAGACACUGUACAAUCCACGGUGGCCGCCUCCUACGGCGAUGUGGUGGAGCUGGAAAGGCGGAGAGACACGAUUGCUCUGCCCAGUUUGGCCGGCGAGCCAAUGGCACUGAAGGCUCUGGACCGCGUCACCUUCCCCGCUUACGGCAACUCGGGCGCUCUCAUCCUCGACUCAACCGAACAUCAAGUAGGCGCUCAUGACUGA
Molecule: messenger RNA, 285 nt
Organism: Protopolystoma xenopodis
Lineage: Eukaryota; Metazoa; Platyhelminthes; Monogenea; Polystomatidea; Polystomatidae
Source: the annotation of a GenBank genome assembly